Hibiscus syriacus is the source of this 333-nucleotide messenger RNA. RefSeq names its product ABC transporter B family member 5-like. The record is from RefSeq and is a predicted model, not a curated record. Bases 30 to 260 code for a protein of 76 amino acids. The transcript is spliced from 2 exons. Gene Ontology annotation, molecular function: ABC-type oligopeptide transporter activity. Lineage: Eukaryota; Viridiplantae; Streptophyta; Magnoliopsida; Malvales; Malvaceae.
CACUCCAAUUGAAGUGGUUGAGGCAACAGAUGGGUCUAGUAAGCCAAGAACCUGUUUUGUUCAAUGACACAAUCCGUGCCAACAUUGCGUAUGGAAGAGGAGGAAAUGCGGCCGAGGCAGAAAUAUUAACUGCAUCAGAAUUGGCCAAUGCUCACAAGUUCACCAGCUCAUUACAACAUGGAUACCGUAGUAGGCGAGCGAGGGGUUCAGUUGUCGGGAGGACAAAAGCAAAGGGUAGCCAUUGCACUAGCCAUAGUUAAAACUCCAAAGAUAUUGCUAUUAGACGAGGCAGUGAGUGCCUUAGACGCCAAGUCAGAGAGGGUAGUCCAGGAU